CCGAGAGGAGGACGUGUGAGAAAAUGAAAAGUCAACACUGAUGGAAUUAAGCAAAUAAAGGAUCGGUGUAGGCUAAUCAGGGCACGAAGAUAACCUAGGAGGGCCAACAUACUGUUGCUUUUAGUUUAGAAUAAUUUCAAUAGAAAAUAGUCAUUGGUGUUGGUGCAUUUUCAACAUUUGUACUGUGCCACCAUGGUUUGGUCUUCGUCACUAGCAAUGGGAUUAUCUCACGUUAUAGUGUGCCUCUGUGUGGCAGGAGUGUGGUGUCAAUCAUCUGUACCACCAACUGCUACACCUACAAUCCCACCUACAACCCCUAAUCCACCUCCCGAGGAUGUAAAACAUGUCACUGUGACAGGGCAAAAUGAGACCAGUGUAACUCUGGAGUGGACAAAGAAUACGAAGUACACUUAUGAACUGAAGUUCCAAAAUGGGACAUCAUUGAUAAACACCACUGCAACAAAUAAUGUACUAGAGACACAGACAGUCUCCUCUCUCACUGCUGGGACAGAAUACAACUUCACUCUCUUCAGUGUAGAAGGGAGUGACAGGAGCAGUGGAUUAAACUUUACAGCUGAUACUGCUCCCACCAACGUAGCUCAGGUCAAUGUGACAGGGCAAGAUGAGACUAAUGUAACUCUGCAGUGGAACAAAGUGAAUGGGAACGGGAUCACUUAUGAGCUGAAGUUCAGCAAUGGGACUAAUACGACCAUCCCUGUAUCUGAUGUAGAUGGACCAGUGACAUACACAGUCUCACCUCUCAAUGCUGGGACAAAAUACAACUUCCUUCUCUUCACUGUGUUCAAAGUAGUACCAAGCAAGGGAUACAAUUUCUCCGCCAUCACCCGUCCCCUCAGUGUAGGUGGUGUCAAUGUGACAGGGCAAAAUGAGACCAGUAUAACUUUGCAGUGGAGCAAAGUGAAUGGCACAGGGAUCACUUAUGAGCUGCUGAACAACACCCUUAGGACUAAUACUAUCAUCCCUGCACCUGAUGAAAGUGGAACAGUGACACACAUAGUUUCACCUCUCACUGCUGGGAGAAAAUACGAGUUCACACUCUUCUCUGUGUUUGAAGAUGUCAGGAGUACUGUUGGAAGUAAAUUUUCUGCAGUCACUGCUCCCCUUAAUGUUGAGGCUGUCACAGUAACAGAUACACACCGAAAUGAGACCAGUGUAACUCUGGAGUGGAAAAAGCCGGCGAACGGAGUCUCUGGUUAUGUGCUGCAUUUCGACGAUAAGGGAAAUAAAGACAUUGAUAAUUUAGAAGAAAAAGUGACAGAUCAAGUUUCAACUCUCGUUCCUGGGAAACGAUAUGCCUUCACCCUCUUCACUGUGUUUGAAGGCAUCAAGAGCAGUGGAGCAAGCGACUUCACAGUCACAAAGAUAUUUUGCUCUGCUUUAUCCUGGGAGGUCACCAGCUCAUCCAUUCAGACUGGGCUCCUGUCCGAGAUAGUCUCCUAUGGAGAAGCCAAUAAUGGCAGUCACACUGGAGUCGUCCAUAACAUUAAUGGCAAACUAUCAUUCACUGACCUUUACCCUGGCGCAAAAUACACGCUGACUCUUUGGUUUGAAAAGGAUUCUAAAACACUUUCCUUGUGUAAACAGGUGGAGACUGUGGUUCCCCCAGCCCUGAUAAGACCGAGAUGUGACUAUUUGUCCAGUGGCUACGCUUUCUCUCUGGCCUGGGAUGUGCCGGAGGGAAUAUGGACCAGUGUGGAGGUGAAUGUGACUGGGAAAAGCCCUCAGAGGGUGGAGGGAGAGUGGGUGAUGAAGGCGGACAUCGAUGGGGUUCAACCUGCCCAGACCUAUCAAGUGUCUUUGGCCUCAAUCUCUGGGCAUCGGAUGAGUAAGCCUGUCUCUUUCAGCUGUAAUACAGACCCAAGAGGGGUCAUUGCAGGGUCAGUCAUGGCUGUGCUGCUACUCUGCCUCCUGGUUUGUCUGGCUUUCUUCAUAUGGCGUCGGAAGCCAGAAAUAUUCAGCCGGCCCAAGUUGUUGUUUGUGGAUUCCAAACUAACCAGCAAUAAAUUCAAAGCUAUUCCCACGGGGAAGUUUUCAGACCACUACCACACAAUGAGCGCCGACACGAACAGAGGAUUCAGUGAGGAGUAUGAGGGCUUCAUCCCUGUUGGCACAGAGCAGACUCAAAAAGCAGCCCUUCUGGAGGAGAACAAAAACAAGAACCGUUUCACCAAUGUACUGCCAUAUGACUGGUGUCGGGUGAAGCUAACCAUCCUAAACCCCAACAUGAGCUCUGACUACGUAAAUGCCAAUUACAUGCCAGGCUACAGUAACAGCAGACAGUACAUCGCUGCACAGGGUCCCCUGCCCACCACCGUCAACGAUUUCUGGAGAAUGAUCUGGGAGCAAAGCGUAAAGGGUGUGGUCAUGGUAACCAACUGCACCGAAGGAGGGAGGACUAAAUGUGAGCAGUACUGGCCUUUGGACUACACCCCUUGCCUGUACGGAGACCUGUUGGUAACAGUCAGGUCAGAGAAAAGGUUAACCAACUGGACCCUGCGGGAGUUUGUAGUGAAAAGUAGGGACACAUCCGAGGAGCACCCUGUGAAACACUUCCACUUCACAGCCUGGCCCGACCACGGAGUCCCAGAGGGAACGGAGGCUCUGAUCCAGUUCAGAGGGCUGGUCCGACAGCACAUAGAGAGCCAAGAGAACAGCGGACCCACUGUGGUGCACUGCAGUGCUGGGGUGGGGAGGACGGGCACCAUCAUUGCUCUGGACGUGAUGCUACAACAGCUGGAGAGGCAGAAGGCGGUGGGCAUCGCUGCCUUUGUGCACAAAAUGAGGCUGAGUCGGCCGCUCAUGGUUCAGACGGAGUCGCAGUAUGUUUUCCUGCACCAAUGCAUCAUGGAUUCUCUGGAGCCCAAAGAGAAGAUGAUACAAGAAGCCCUUUAUGAGAACUCGGACCUGAUCUACGCCAACGCCACCGCACUGAGGGAGUUCCAAGCUGCCAAUCCAAAGGCCUGAAGAUAAGGCCAUGGAUUGUCUGCUGUGAGUUUUUUUUUUUUUCAAUCACUUUGGCACAUUUUUCAGAUGGAAAUGGUACAUUUGAAAAACUCUCUAAGUACAAAAUUCUAAACUGAUAACACUUGUAAUGCCCCUUACUUAAGCAAUAAUGCUCGAGGAGGUGUGCUAUAUGGCCAAUAUACCACGGCUAAGGGCUGUUCUUAAGCAAGACGCA
Salvelinus namaycush (lake trout) is the source of this 3199-nucleotide messenger RNA. RefSeq names its product receptor-type tyrosine-protein phosphatase H-like. Gene Ontology annotation, molecular function: cadherin binding; protein tyrosine phosphatase activity. Gene Ontology annotation, biological process: angiogenesis; protein dephosphorylation. The record is from RefSeq and is a predicted model, not a curated record. The transcript is spliced from 18 exons. Lineage: Eukaryota; Metazoa; Chordata; Actinopteri; Salmoniformes; Salmonidae. The coding region runs from base 193 to 2985 and encodes 930 amino acids.